AUGGAGGCCGAGGGAAGAGUACACGGUGCGCAAGAACUGCUUACGUCACCGGCAGAAGGAGGCACGGAAGGAUCGCAGCCGCAGAAAGCUAGGAAGAGAAGAUCGUGGACGGCGGAGGAAGACGCUGUGCUGGCGGCGCACGUCCAGGCUCACGGCGUGGGGAAAUGGGAUGCGGUGCCGCAGAGCACCGGACUGGCACGCACCGGCCAGAGCUGCCGGUUUCGGUGGCUUAACAGACUCCGCCCCGGCCUCAAGGACGACGGCGUCGCCUUCUCACGCGACGAGGAGGCCCACCUUUGCCGCCUCCAUGCGGCCCUCGGCAACAAGUGGUCUCAAAUUGCAGCCCAGUUGCCAGGGAGAACAGAUAAUGAGAUCAAGAACUACUGGAACUCAUGCAUCAAGAAGAAGCUGAUGCAGAGUGGAAUCAAUUCCAGAAAACACGCAGUUGAAGCGCAUCAGGUUGCAGAAACCAUGUGCAGUGACUCCUUGGCCCCAAGUUCGUCGAAUCUAUUGCAGGAGAAUUCUGAGCCAAAUCCAUCAACACUGUCCAUGGAGCCACCUGUUGUUUCAUCAAUCUCGAACAUGAUUCUCCCUACCAGCUUCCAUGACUUGGGGGCAAGCAAUUCCUGCGGAAGUGAGUUUGAGUUGUAG
This is a messenger RNA of Zingiber officinale, 651 nucleotides long. RefSeq names its product myb-related protein Hv33-like. The transcript has 2 exons. The record is from RefSeq and is a predicted model, not a curated record. NCBI's taxonomy places the organism in Eukaryota, Viridiplantae, Streptophyta, Magnoliopsida, Zingiberales, Zingiberaceae. Bases 1 to 651 code for a protein of 216 amino acids.